Molecule: messenger RNA, 1263 nt
Organism: Beauveria bassiana ARSEF 2860
Lineage: Eukaryota; Fungi; Ascomycota; Sordariomycetes; Hypocreales; Cordycipitaceae
Product: monocarboxylate permease-like protein
Exons: 2
Coding region: 1-1263 (420 amino acids)
Biological process (GO): transmembrane transport
Cellular component (GO): fungal-type vacuole membrane
Molecular function (GO): transmembrane transporter activity
Source: RefSeq, a predicted model, not a curated record
AUGGCAACCUACGAUUCUCAAACGGCAUCGAGCCCGCCCACUGAAAAGCGUACCGACUCCUCACAGGCCAGCGCCGAGCUGGGCCAGCCCGAGAACCACGCCGCCACGAAUGGCAGCGCCGACAUGUCCAAAGCGCCCGAUGGUGGCCUCGAGGCCUGGCUCGUCGCGGGCGGCGCCUUUUGUGUCUUUUUUUGUUGCCUGGGCUUCUCCAACUCGUUUGGCGUGCUGGCCGACUACUACAUCCAACACCAGCUUCACGGCACUUCCCCCUCCAAGCUUGCCUGGAUUGGUUCGCUGGGUAUAAUUCAACCAGCCGCUAUCCUAUACAUUGUCUCCAUGAUGCUUCUCAGCCUUUGCAAGUCGUACUGGCAGUUUAUGCUAUGCCAAGCAGUGUUGCAGGGCAUCCUUCAGGGCUUGUUGCAAUUCCCCUCCAUGGCAGCGGUUUCGCAAUUUUUUGACGUGAACCGUGCGGCGGCCAUCGGCGUCGCCGUCUCUGGCUCUUCUAUCGGCGGCAUCAUCAUGCCCAUGGCCCUAUCCAAGAUGCUCAACGGCACCAAUUUGGGUUUCGGCUGGAGCAUUCGUGUCAUCGGCUUCCUCAUGCUGCCAUUUUUAGUCGUUGCUGUUUUCACUGUCAAGGCUCGACUCCCACCACGCGCUCGAGCCUUUUGGCUUUCCGAGGCCUUUAGAGACCCCAAGCUCAUUGUCUUGACUUUGGCCACAUUCUUCGUCUUCAUUGGCAUGUUUCUUCCUCUAUUCUUCAUCCCGACGUAUGCCACCAUGCGCGGCAUGCAACCAACGCUGGCCGGCUAUCUCUCUGCAAUCCUCAACGCUUCGUCGACGUUUGGUCGUAUCAUCCCGGGCGUGAUGGCGGACAAGCUCGGCAAGCUCAACGUCUACUCAGUCGGAGCAGUUACCACUGCCAUUGUCAUUUUUUGCAUGAACGAGGCCAAGUCCAACGCAGCUCUGAUUGUUUACGCGGUCAUAUUUGGCUUCACCUCGGGCACCAUCAUCUCGGGUGCCUCGGUCGCCUUUACCGUGUGCUGUCCCGAUGUCAGAGAUGUGGGCACAUAUGCCGGUAUGGGUAUGGCCUUUGCUGCUCUUGGAGGGCUCGUGGGCCCGCCUUUGGACGGCGUCCUAGUUGAGCAUUACAAGGGAAAUUUUUUCCAGGCAGCCGUGUUCAGUGGCAGCGUGUGCUUAUUUGGUGGUUGUCUUGCGUAUGCGAACAAAUGGUUCUUCCCACAGGGCCUGUUGGGGAGGGCCUAA